UUGAGGUUGCUUGGCUGCUUGCUAAUGCCUAGUAUAAACCCAAACUAAUAAUGCAUUUAUAAACAAGCCACCAAAACAGAAAAUCCCAUAAUUCAUCAUUCAAUUAAUUCAUUCUAUCUUCUUUACAUCUCAAACUUGAGACACUCCACAUUCCACAAACAACCCCAUUUCCAAUGGCCUAUCCCUACAUUCUCAUUAUCCUCUCUCUUCUCUCUUUCCUCCUCACAUUCUCUUCUUCCAAUGUCCUAAACCCAAACACCAUUACCCUUCCUCUUUCCCCUCUAUCCCCCAAAUCCCAAUCCUCAGAUCUCUUCCACUCUCUCAAAACAGCAGCUACAUCAUCUCUAUCAAGAGCUCACCAUCUCAAAACCCAAAAAACAAAUCACAAAUCACCCAAAUCAUCAUCUUCAAUAACCAACACACAAAUUUUCUCAAAAAGCUAUGGUGGUUACUCCAUUAACCUCAAUUUUGGAACACCAUCACAAACCUUAUCUUUUGUCUUAGACACAGGUAGUAGUCUUGUAUGGUUCCCCUGUUCCUCUCACUACCUCUGUUCCAAUUGCAACUUCCCAAACAUAAACCCAACAAAAAUCCCAUCUUUCAUUGCCAAAAACUCAUCUUCCUCAAAAAUCCUAGGUUGUACAAACUCAAAAUGCGGUUACAUUUUCGGACCGGACAUCGAAUCUCGUUGCGGAGAUUGUAAUCCAAAAACAGAAAACUGUAACAGCACCACUUGUCCUGCUUAUAUAGUUCAAUAUGGUUUAGGUUCAACCAUUGGUUUCUUACUAUUAGAAAAUCUAAAUUUUCCCGGAAAAACUGUUCAAGAUUUUCUCGUAGGUUGUUCCAUUGUAUCAACCCGACAACCCUCCGGCAUCGCAGGUUUUGGUCGCGGUGAAGAUUCUCUUCCGUCGCAAAUGGGUCUUAAAAGAUUCUCUUAUUGCUUACUUUCUCAUCAAUUCGACGACUCGCCGGAAAACAGUAACCUCGUUUUACAAGUUUCCUCCACCGGCGAUACCAAAACAAAAGGAUUAAGCUACACUCCGUUUAGAAAAAACCCAUCAACGAAUAACACUGCAUUUCUUGAAUACUAUUACGUGAAUCUACGUAGUAUUGCUAUCGGAGGAAAAAGAGUUAAGAUUCCGUUAACAGUUUCUGAACCGGGAAUUGACGGUAACGGUGGAACUAUCGUUGAUUCUGGAUCAACGUUUACUUUUAUGGAAAAAGAAAUCUUUGAUUUGGUUUCGAAAGAGUUUGAGAAACAGCUUAAGAAUUUCACGAGAGCGAAAGAGGUUGAAGAAACAUCGGGGUUGAGUCUCUGUUUUGAUUUUACCGGAGUUAUAAAAACGGUGUCGUUGCCGGAGGUUGUGUUUCAGUUUAAAGGGGGUGCAAAAAUGAAGUUACCGGUUGAGAAUUAUUUUUCUUUGGUUGGUGAAGGGGAUGUUGUUUGUUUAACUUUUGUUACUGAUGGAGUUUCUGCGCCGGAGAGAAGUGGUGGUCCGGCGAUUAUUUUGGGGAAUUAUCAGCAGCAGAAUUUUAAUGUUGAGUAUGAUUUGGAAAAUGAUAGGUUUGGAUUUGGACCUCAGAGUUGUCAAAAAAGUGCUUAAUUUUUUAAUCAUUUUUUGAGAGAUUUGGAAAUGAUACUGUUGCAUGUGGAAGCUAUUUUAGCGGCGGUGAAAAUGAAAUCACGGUGGUGCAAUGGUUGUGAUUAUGCGGCGUGGCGGCUAAGUUUAUUAAUUAUGAUUUAUUAAUUGUUUAGAUUAUGGGGUCAAUGGAGUAAGCAUAAGAUUACUGAUUACCCCCUUUGUUUUUUUUUUUUUUAAUUACUUUUGCAUAAAGUUUACUACUAAAAGUUAAUUUAAUUAUUACAUUACAUAAAUAAAUGGAUGCUUACUCAUCGGUUUAUAGAAUCAAACAUGUAUAAAGCAGGAACACGUUACAUUCCUUUUCUUUUGAUGUUUGAUGUUUAAAGUUGAGGAACAUAGAACAUUGAUUAAGUAA
Messenger RNA from Trifolium pratense (red clover), 1998 nucleotides. Its product is annotated as probable aspartyl protease At4g16563. Gene Ontology annotation, cellular component: extracellular region. Lineage: Eukaryota; Viridiplantae; Streptophyta; Magnoliopsida; Fabales; Fabaceae. The record is from RefSeq and is a predicted model, not a curated record. Gene Ontology annotation, molecular function: aspartic-type endopeptidase activity. The transcript has a single exon. The coding region runs from base 174 to 1604 and encodes 476 amino acids. Gene Ontology annotation, biological process: proteolysis.